Messenger RNA from Physella acuta, 802 nucleotides. RefSeq lists its product as uncharacterized. The record is from RefSeq and is a predicted model, not a curated record. NCBI's taxonomy places the organism in Eukaryota, Metazoa, Mollusca, Gastropoda, Physidae.
CACAAGUUUCAUUGUAUCAUAAGAGGGGCUGCUCAGUUGUUUAUUCAUGUUCGAUGUUGUGUAGCUAUCAGAUUUGUUUCCCUUGAAAUGUUGAACCUACUCCUACUGAUGACGUUGUUGAAUGUGUACCGUGUGGGGGGACAGUCCAGUCCCCAGCUCAACUUUCACUUUGUGGCUCCCAUGCCUGGUCGCUCCCCCGAGACACACGACGUGCACAUGGAGGAGGAGCUUGACACACUACUGUACGGCCUAAUGUGCAAGUCUUCGGGCAACAGCUUCACCGUCCGCAUCAGCUUGAGCUUAAGCUCCACGGACCUCAUCGACGAGCAGCUGGGCUUAAAGAACAGCAGCAAGGGAGCUAAGUUCUGCAUGUUCUCCAAGGAACACAACCCCGUCAAGUGCUCCUACCCCAGCUUCUGCACAGUCGGCAACAACUGUGUGGCCACGCUGAAAUCCGUCUGUCCCAAGCGAGGCUCGAUCUCCAGGUGGCUCAACACGGAAAUGGUGGACGUCAAGAUAGACCAGGUCGGCGGGGAGAUCAAGGUGGUCAGCUGCUACGCCAGGUGUGAGCCGGCGGAGGAGGAGAUGGAGUUGGAUGUAAACCCGAAGCAGAGCGUGUCGUACCUGGCCAUGGGGUUUAUAGUGGCCGGGGUCAUUCUGGCUGCGUCGCUGUUGGUUAUUGGGGUGGUGGUGUGGAAGAUCAAGAACACGAAGCUUCUGGACCCGGAGCGACAGAAGAAUCACCAUGUCGAGUUUGUCAAGUAAACUCCAGACUGUUCUAAGAGAGAAACUAUCCACAUCA